UUCCAACGGUCGUGAGAGGAAGCCACGUUCGCUGGGCUCUCUGGCGCGAGGUCCAUGUGGCACUUUCUUUGUCUCUGGUGGCAGCCUUAGUACUUUUUUAUUGAGAGUGAUGUCGGCAAUUUAACAUUUGUGGGUUGAAUUGUGCAUUGUGAUACGCUUUUUAGCGCUCUAUCGCUUAUUCUUUAUCGAGUUUCCAUGGAAAAGUACCAUAGAACUGAAUGCACAUGAUUGGAAACUGAUACGAGACAGGAAGUUGGUGAACCAGCAUCCCUACGCUUAUCAGUACAGGCGACCUCAAAGGAAACAGUUUCGACGAAGGUUUUCAUGUGGCAAAGAAGUUAGUGUUUAGUUGACAUAAUACCGCAGGCGAGAAGAGCGAGUGCUAGCAAGCGCCAAGUUUCAGCUCUGCAUCCCAAAGUGACUCAUUGAUUUUUGUCAGGGAAUGAGUGUGUAGUAAGCUCGGAGACGCACACACUCCCCUAGAUGGUAGACAGAUAACGAAAACUCGAGACCUGAUGGUUAACGCUCUGAGUCGAAAUCAAGCUCGACUCGUCGUCAUAACAGCAACACUCCUAAGGGGUUUAAGUAGAUUUGGUCAGUAUCUGGCCCUUAUAGGUUACCUUUUCUUCAGAGAAUUACUAGGCAGGUAGCCUGAAUAGUUUUGAAGGAAAUUUCGCUGCAUGAGCCUCAGAUUUCAUUCAUAUCGGAUGUCUGAGUCUUAGGGAAGAUUUUUCGCAAAGAAAUCCUGCCGAGUUCUUUGUUUACUGUGAUCACCUGUUUGCCAUCUUCCGCGCGCGCUGACCGUAGAGAGGAAGAGAGAAAGAGAGUUCAGAGAGUUACAACUAGCAUCUCGUAACACUUACACCUUCCAGUAUAUAUUUUACAUACACUGGGAGAACCACCUGUCCUGAGCCAAUAUUACGUAUACCCGGUUUCGACCUUUAAGCGAUAGUCUCCAGAGAUAAGAUUGUGCUACGUGAAAAGGUGCCGAAGGUAACGGCACAAUCACCGCACACAGCUGAUGACCAGCAUACACCGUAGUCUAAACUUGAAGAUCUUCCCGCUAGUAGUGAAAGCCACUCACUCGCAGUGAAAGUAUGUUCGCUCUCUGUCAAGUCGAUGCGCAUCCAUGAAGUACCAUUAACUGAAUAGCCAAUCAGAUUGAUAAAUCUGCUAGCUCAUAUUCCCAACUCGCACGAAGAAAGAGGAAGUGGUCAGUCAGUACAAGAAGCGAAGCGCUAACUCGCUAACCCUUGGUGGCGUAGAGAGAGAACCACAAACCGGUUCAACAAGCUCGUGACAAAACCCUGCCACCGCUACCGGUCUCUUCCACCCCCAGUCAUGACGGUCCCACAGCACGAAGUAUCUCCCAGGAAGGGGGACAUGGAAGACGAAGGCGAUGAGAGGCAGGAGGUCAAGACCAUUCCAACGCCCCCCGACGGAGGCUGGGGAUGGGUGGUCGUCUUCGCCUCCUUCAUGAUCCACGUCUUUGCUGAUGGCUUUACUUACACCUUCGGCAUCUACUUCGUCCACUUGCUGCAGUAUUACCAGUCCACGGCAGCAGCAACCUCCUGGAUCGCCUCCAUCCUCGUGGGCGUUACCCUCGGCACAGGUCCCAUCGCCGGCAUCCUGGUCAACAAAUUUGGAUGCCGCCUCGUGACCAUCGCCGGCGCCGUGUUGGCCUCGGCGUCGCUCUUCGUGUCCAUCUACGCCCCCAACGUCCAGACGCUCUACGUGACCAUCGGUUUGGGAGCAGGUCUCGGCUUCGGGUUGAUCUACCUGCCGGCGAUCGUGUGCGUGACGGGCUACUUCGAGAAGAGGAGGUCCUUCGCCACGGGCAUCGCGGUCUGCGGCUCGGGAAUUGGCACUUUCGCCUUCUCCCCCUUCGUGGAGUAUUUGAUCAAUGAACUCAGUUGGCAGAAUUCCCUGAUCAUAUUAGCGGGUCUAAUGCUUAAUUGUGUCGUGUUCGGAGCGCUCUUCAGGCCUCUUGAAGACAAUACUGUCCCCGAGACUUGUGAGAUGGACGCAGAAGACCCAACCAACAGAGAUUCCCUUGUGUUGAAUGACAUGCCCAGGAUACAGUUCACAAGUGAUAAUAGUGAGCUGAAGAAAAAUUUCAGUGAUGCCAACUUGGUUCUGCAAAGCCACACCCCAAGUAAUAUCCAGCGUAUUAGUUCUCAUGGCAACAUCAACCCCAUGCUUCAAAAUCUGAAAAAUGCUGAGGCUACAAGAAUGGCCGUCUCGCAACCAUUGUUGCCUGUGCCUGAGAAGCAAGGAUUUAUUUCUGCUGGCCUGGAUAGCACCCACAGCCAAGCACGGAAGAGUGGCAGCUUGCCCUCGUCCCACCAUGGCUCGGGUCUCUUGUACCGCAAAGACAUCUUCUACAGGGGUUCUUUGCUCAACAUCCAGGCAUACAAACAGAAUCCAAGCAGUUACAGGGCAUCUAUGGCCAGGCUCCCAGAUGCUGAGGAGACACCCAGCGAAGUGGAGAAGGCAAAGGUGUGUGGAUGUGUGCCGUGCUCUAGGGAGACAAGGGAUGCCAUGAAGAGCCUUAUGGACUGGGAGCUUCUUGUUGAUGGAAUCUUCAUCCUCUUUGCCUUCUCCAAUUUUUGCACGUCCAUUGGAUUCAAUGCCCCUUAUAUUUUCAUUGUGGAUCGUGCCCGACAUCUAGGCAUCUCUGACAAGGACUCCUCAUAUCUGUUGUCAGUUGUUGGCAUUUCUAAUACAGUGAGCCGUAUCUUGCUUGGUUAUAUUUCUGAUCAGCCUUGGGUCAAUCGCCUUUACCUCUACAAUAUAGCUCUCACCCUCUGUGGCAUUGGUACCUGCGCAAGCAUUUGGUUUUAUAGUUAUGCGUCCCAGAUCUUUUAUGCAAUAGUCUUCGGAUCCAUGUCUGGUGCAUAUGUUGGACUAACAUCUGUUGUGCUUGUGGAUCUGCUGGGAAUGGAGAGACUCACAAAUGCCUUUGGUCUUCUCCUUAUGUUCCAAGGCAUUGCUUCUAUUUUGGGCCCACCAAUUUGCGGUGUACUCUUUGAUAAGACUGGCUCCUAUGACUACAGCUUCCUUCUUGCUGGCAGUAUGAUAGCUAUUUCAGGACUGAUGUUGUUCUUCAUCCCAUGCAUUUGGAGAAUUCAAGCAAGGAAGCUCGCCAAACAAGUUAACUCCAACACAGUGCAGUAAAUAGCCAAAAUUCUGGAAAAAAAAUGGCAUAAACUAAAUGUGCUUAUAGAGGUUGAUGAUGAUGGCACAACUUGUCAAAGCUUGGAGGAAGCUCAUUGUGGUUUUGCAAAGCAGAUGGCUGUGUAGGAUAAAGUACUAAUGCACUACAUUUAACCAAGUGUGAAAGCUUCUAAAAGGAUUGAACAUCUGCUCUGCUUGAAUAUGAAAAUUACAGUGCCAUUGAGCAGUUUUUUUCAGACGUUUGUAUUUUCAUUUUCUUUUGUUUCAUUUUUAGAAUGAUUUUACAUUGUCUUAGAAAAUGAAUUUCAGUGUAUUCAUUAACACUAUUUGACAUCAGAUUCAUUGUAUCUCCUCAUUGGUAUUUCUUAAGCAGUCACUCAUAUUAAGCUUUCUUAAUCAGACUAUUAGAAGUAUUGGGACCAGAUUCUAUAUUUAGAUUUACAAAAUAAAAUCUUUGUUAGUAUAUAACUCAUUAAACAGAGACUGGCAUAUUUAGCCUCUUUAUGUGUGAUGUAGGACUAUCAAAAUAAAUGAUGGAAUUUUUGGUGCUAAUGUUAUGUCUUUGAGAUGUUUGUGAGAAUGCAAGACCCAUCAAGUUUGUAUACUCCUUGCAUAAUGCACUGGUACCUCUUUUUUUUUCUUUGUUUUAAAAUGUAACUGAUUGGUAUGUAAGUAAUUACUACCUUAAGUUGUCAAUCAUUCUAUGCUUGAGGGAAUCGGAAGAGACAGAUUGAUAACAAACUUAUUGUUCUGUAAUGUGGUCAGUGCAUCAACCAUAUAAUUUUCAUGACUGAACAGUGUAAUUGGGUAUAUAUUUGAUAACCAUUGAUAGCACAGCAUUUGAAUGAUGCUCCAUACAUAUUCCUUUCUUUUCUGCAAUUCAUAUGCCUCAUUAUGAACAUUGUUAGUGUUAGAUAGGGAUUGAUCAUUUACAAGAUAGGUUUUUGUGUACUUCAUAUAUUCAUGUAGGGCUUUCAUUACUUUCCCUUUCUGAAUAUGCUUUAUCUGUGUACUUAUUCUUUUUUAUAUUUAUUUAAUGUGUUUCCCUGACAGUGCAGGUCUAGCUUUUUAAAAAUCAUAAGAUUAGAUGCAAAAAAAAUGUUUUGCUUCAUUGGUGUGAAUGUAAAGGAAAAUGCUAUCUUUCUGUAGCAAUUACUUCAUUUCAAUAUUAAAAUGAAGGGCUUUCUUUUGUGUGAUACAUAUAUACAUAUAUUUUCUUCUUCCUGUUCAAGUGCUUUUAUAUCAAUUAGCCUUCAAAUGCCAAUAUUUAUUAUAGGGAAUUUAUAUGUCUGUUUGUAGUCUCACUUUCCUUAUCUCUUUCCUGUGUACCUUAUUUCUUUAACCCUUUACUGCUCAAGGGUGGGUCCAACUGGCAGAUACUUUGUUUUUUCUCAUUUCAGAAUAUUCUUACUGUAAAAUAUCUGUUUAAUUUCGAAACAUUUAUUUACCCUCAAUAUUUUACUUGUCUGGUAACUCUUUUUAUGUUUAUGCCAUUACAAAUGUCCUCUGGGGAAUACCUGACAUCUGAGAUAAUAUGAUAGUAUAUGUUGCCAAUGAAUUUUCCUUCUGGGUGGUAAAGUGUUAAGACUAUCAAGAUGUGAAGCAUAUUGAGUGAUUAAUGCAAAACAUGAUGUUCAUGUGUAAAAAUAAGGAUAUUGUCAUUUUUAGAUUUACUAACAUUUUACUAAUGUACAUACUGUAUCUGUGACACAAAGGCAUGCAUAAUGUGAAAAGAAGUGUAGGUAUUAUAGAAAAACAGUCAAACAGAAAAGAUGGUA
This is a messenger RNA of Penaeus monodon (black tiger shrimp), 4955 nucleotides long. RefSeq names its product monocarboxylate transporter 12-like (gene Mct1). The coding region runs from base 1342 to 3177 and encodes 611 amino acids. The record is from RefSeq and is a predicted model, not a curated record. Gene Ontology annotation, biological process: monocarboxylic acid transport; transmembrane transport. NCBI's taxonomy places the organism in Eukaryota, Metazoa, Arthropoda, Malacostraca, Decapoda, Penaeidae. The transcript is spliced from 12 exons. Gene Ontology annotation, molecular function: monocarboxylic acid transmembrane transporter activity.